This is a messenger RNA of Tuber melanosporum (Perigord truffle), 1485 nucleotides long. RefSeq lists its product as uncharacterized. Gene Ontology annotation, molecular function: NADP binding; 2-dehydropantoate 2-reductase activity. Gene Ontology annotation, cellular component: cytoplasm; mitochondrion. The coding region runs from base 1 to 1485 and encodes 494 amino acids. Gene Ontology annotation, biological process: pantothenate biosynthetic process. The transcript is spliced from 2 exons. NCBI's taxonomy places the organism in Eukaryota, Fungi, Ascomycota, Pezizomycetes, Pezizales, Tuberaceae. The record is from RefSeq and is a predicted model, not a curated record.
AUGUCUACGAAAGCAGAGUGGUGGGCCAGCCCACAAGACUCGAGAAACACCUCCCCGCCCUCUCCACACGAUACUACCACUGCCACCACCACUACCACUGCCCCACCGGUAAUCCCUCGAAGGAUCCACAUCCUCGGCAGUGGGAAUGUGGGGAGCCUCGUCGCCCACUCGCUGCGCACGCUACCGAAUCCUCCGCCAGUAACGCUUCUCUUCCACAAGUUUUCCAAGCUCGAGGACUUUCGGAAUAGCGGCAGCAGGAUCGAAUUACACAGACCGCUGAAAGGAGUUAGCAUAUCAUAUGGUUACGAGGCCGAGCUCACGCCGCCACCAGGCGCUGUCGUCGCGGCGAACACACCCUUCGAGGCACUCGUAGACCCUAAUACCAGAGCGACACUUCCGAUACCACCGCAGAGAAGGAUCGCAAACUUGAUUAUCACCACGAAGGCACACCAGACAAUUGCUGCUCUACGACCGAUUAGUGAGAGACUAACUAAGGACUCGACAAUACUAAUACUGCAAAAUGGGAUGGGAGUGCUGGAGGAGAUUAAGGCAGCGAUCUUCCCGGACCCUGCCUCACGACCGAAUUUCGUACUUGGGAUAACCACGCAUGGGUUAUACCCAGAAGGUCCAUUCGCCCUAAUGCAGAAAGGCAUGGGCACAAUAUCCCUAGGCUACGUCCAGCGCGACCACCAAGAAGCCCCGGACCUAAAGGGGGGAGUCGCGAGAUCCUGGUUCACCUCCUCUCCUCCACCCCCCUCCGAACACCCGGACAAGCCCCCACCACUAACCGCCCUACCGCCAUCCUCUGAAUACCUACUCUCCACCCUCCUCUCCGCAAAACCUCUCGAAGCCGUCCAUCUCUCCAUCGCCGAACUCCUCUCGGCUCAAUUCGAGAAACUCGCCAUAAACGCCGUGAUAAACCCACUCACCGUCCUCUUCAACUGCAAGAACGGCGAACUCCUGGAGAACUUCUACAUAGUCCAGAACAUGCGUCUGAUCCUCUGGGAAGUCUCACAGGUCCUCUGUGCACUCCCCGAACUCGCCGCCCUCCCCGGCCGCGACGUCCGCCUCUCGCCCGAGCGCCUGUACGACCUUGUCAUUCGCGUCGCCAGACUCACCGCCGGGAAUUACUCUAGUAUGUUCCAGGAUGUGCGAAAUGGUAAGCAGACUGAGAUCGACUACAUUAACGGGUACGUGCUUGACCGAGCGCGCGAUCUGGAGUUGGCGUGUACCGUUAAUUAUAUGCUUGUUAAUAUGGUUAAAGGGAAGGGGAAGAUUGUACAGGAGAGGGUGGCGGCGCAGUGUAUGCAUGUUAUACCAUUGUAUAGUUGGGGGGGGUUCCUUUUGUUUGGUUCGGGCAUAAACUUUAUCUGCUGUAAAUAUGUCUAUAGGUCUGCGGCGUAUAUAUGUGUAUGUAUUGACCAAUUGUUGGGCGUUGGCUUUCUUCCUUUCCUAUGGUCGCUGUUUGGUGGGUUGGGCGGAUAG